AUGGAAAAUAGAAAGGAAAUGGUGAUGCUCGCGGAGGAAGGUCAGCAUGGCACGGCUGUUGGCAAGAAUCGGUCUAAUCUGUCGGAAGCGAUCGGAAGCCCCGCACGGGAACCGCAGGGGAAACCGGUCCCCAGGAACUGUACGAGCCCUGGCGCUGCGUCCUACACGCGGGACAGAGCCGAGAUGGAGAUGGAGGAGAGCGUACGACGGAAUAUGUGCGCAGACAUGAGACCGGUCAACGUGUCUUCAUCCAGCGAGAGACACCGCAACGAUCGCCCCCACAGAGAAGCCAGCAGCUCAGAUACAGAGUCUGAUUUCUACGAGGAAAUCGACGUCAGCUGCACACCAGAAAGCAUGGACUACCCCACAUCGAAAGGUCGAAAUAUUAAUUCACCCAUCCUCCCGGGUGAAGGCAAUGCGGAUUCGGGGAAGAACGGGCCGAGUCAGGCGUCGCUGGCCUACGCAGCCGACCAGAUGAGGCGGUACCGGACCGCAUUCACCCGGGAGCAGAUCGGGCGGCUGGAGAAGGAGUUUUAUCGGGAGAAUUACGUCUCCAGACCCCGGAGAUGCGAACUGGCAGCUGCACUGAAUUUACCUGAAACCACAAUCAAGGUGUGGUUCCAGAACCGCAGGAUGAAGGACAAGCGCCAGAGGCUCGCCAUGACGUGGCCUCACCCCGCUGACCCCGCCUUCUACACCUACAUGAUGAGCCACGCCGCCGCCACAGGGAAUCUCCCCUACCCCUUCCCGUCCCACCUGCCCCUCCACUACUACUCCCACCUGGGGGUCGGGGCCGGCUCGGCCCCCUCCCCCGCCACGCCUUUCGCAAGCCCCCUGAGGUCCCUCGACAGUUUCCGGAUGUUGUCGCAUCCGUACCAGAGGCCCGAGCUGCUCUGCGCGUUCAGGCACCCCUCUUUGUAUCCCGGUCCUACCCACCACGGCCUCGGGCCCGGCGGAAGCCCCUGCUCCUGCCUCGCGUGCCAUUCUAGUCAGCCGGGAGGUCUCCCAUCCAGGCCACCCGGGUCGGACUUCGUUUGCUCCCCAACGAGCAGGACUGACGCUUUCCUCCCGUUCAGCCCAUCGGUUCUUAGUAAGUCCUCCUCAGUGACAUUAGACCAGAGAGAAGAGGUGCCCAUGACCAGAUAA
Molecule: messenger RNA, 1146 nt
Organism: Gadus chalcogrammus (walleye pollock)
Lineage: Eukaryota; Metazoa; Chordata; Actinopteri; Gadiformes; Gadidae
Gene: evx1
Product: even-skipped homeobox 1
Exons: 3
Coding region: 1-1146 (381 amino acids)
Biological process (GO): regulation of transcription by RNA polymerase II
Cellular component (GO): nucleus
Molecular function (GO): RNA polymerase II cis-regulatory region sequence-specific DNA binding; DNA-binding transcription factor activity, RNA polymerase II-specific
Source: RefSeq, a predicted model, not a curated record